Prunus avium (sweet cherry) is the source of this 836-nucleotide messenger RNA. Its product is annotated as nodulin-26-like. Gene Ontology annotation, molecular function: channel activity. Gene Ontology annotation, cellular component: membrane. Gene Ontology annotation, biological process: transmembrane transport. Lineage: Eukaryota; Viridiplantae; Streptophyta; Magnoliopsida; Rosales; Rosaceae. The record is from RefSeq and is a predicted model, not a curated record.
CUCACUUACUUUUUGCAAUGUCUAAUUCAUUUUCAAUUUCUUCCCCUAAACUUGUCUUGUCCACUGGACACACUGCUGUGCAAGAAGCAGGGGCAACUGGUACUCAGAAGAAACGUACCGUUAAGGCUGAAAUUUCUGCUUCACUCUUCCAAAAGAUGAUGGCAGAGCUUGUAGGCACAUACAUUCUCAUAUUUAUUGGCUGUGGGGCUGCUCUUGUCAACAAUAUACAGUCUCUUACAAUUGUGGGCAUAGCACUUGCAUGGGGUCUUGCUUUUACGGCCACUGCAUAUGCAGUUGGGCAUGUCUCUGGUGCCCAUUUCAACCCUGCAGUUACCAUUGCCUUGGCUGCUGGCCGCAGAUUUCCAUGCAAACAUGUACCUCUGUAUAUCAUGUCACAGUUGUCGGGAGCAACCCUAGCAAGCCUGACCCUGAGGCUGUUGUUUAACGACCAAAACAACAUUCAAGCAACCGUGACUCAGUUCUCUUAUUCAACAACUUACAUACAAGCCCUCACCUGGGAAUUUAUAAGCACUUUUAUAUUGAUGUUCACCAUUUGUGGUGUUGCUACUGAUGACAGAGCGAGCAAAAAUAUCUCUGGAAUUGCUAUAGGUGCUGCUGUUGUGUUUACUGUUAUGGUUGCUGGGCCAAUCACUGGAGCUUCUAUGAACCCUGCCAGAAGUUUUGGCCCUGCUACUGUCACUGGUAUUUAUAAGAACAUUUGGGUCUAUACUGCAGGCCCUAUUCUUGGAGCCAUGGCGGCUGCUAUGGUGUACGGUGUUCUCAGGGUACCUACACCGGUAGAAUCUGAUGACGGUGUUCUCUGGGCACCUACAUCU